Molecule: messenger RNA, 2193 nt
Organism: Caenorhabditis auriculariae
Lineage: Eukaryota; Metazoa; Nematoda; Chromadorea; Rhabditida; Rhabditidae
Source: the annotation of a GenBank genome assembly
AUGAUCUGCAGCCGAAUCCAACGGGCCGUGUCCCGAAGCGUUGAUUCUCACUUCAAACGUGAACUCGCCAAUAUCAAGGUUUUUGAAAUAAUUAAACAUUUUAUAUGUAUAUUCCAAGGUACGCUCAAGGUAAACAUUUUCAGGAAGGUGGUACAUUCAAGACAGAAAGAAUUAUUGAAGGGAAGCAAGGAGUACUUGUUAAGGUACACUUCCGAAUUUUUUUUAAUCAAAAAAGAAAAGUUCAGGUCGAAGGGUCAGACAAUAAGGUCCUCAACUUCUGUGCGAACAACUAUUUGGGAUUGAGUAGCCACCCAGAAGUAGAACAUCUGAUCAGAAAAUUCAUCCAUGAGAAGUUUUGAGGUGAUCGCGGCAGGAGUAGCUGCUCUGAAGUCGCAUGGAGCCGGUCUCUCCUCGGUCCGCUUCAUUUGCGGAACCACAGACAUCCACAAAACUUUAGAGCAAAAAAUCGCCCAGGUUGGUUCGAAAUUGACAAAAGUUAAUGAACAAGAAGACCUCUUUUUCCUUUUUCUCAAAAAUUUUAGGAAAAUCGCUAAAGCCCUUAUUGAGGAACUGGACAGAGACCUAGAAAAUCGCAAACUAAACAAAAGUUCAUGCUUUGAGAACAUGAAAAGGUCGUUGAAGCUUCCAAUCGCAAAUUUUGAACACGGAAUUUUUGCAUCACCAAUUCAAUCACCGAAAUUCGAGAAAAUUUUCAGAAAGUUCAAGAAUAAUAGCUUGGCAUCCGACAGGUAGAAGAAAAACUUUUAUAAAUCAUGAGAGAAAUCAAGCAUUUUACUUCAUAGUUUGAAACGUUCUAUAUGAAACACAUCGAAAUUCCUCACACUUUGAUUUCAAGGCAAUUCGAGAGAAUAAUUCAGUUUCACGGCAUGGAAGAUGCGAUCCUCUACGCAGCCUGUUUCGACGCCAACGGCGGCAUCUUUGAAGUUUUGGCGGGUACGGGCAUUUUAUUUUCAGAAGACAUUUUCUCUGAAUGUCUCCGAGACGGGAUUCGUUUUUCAGGAGAAGAGGACGCGAUAAUCUCGGAUGAACUGAACCAUGCGUCGAUCAUCGACGGCAUCCGCUUGAGCAAGGCGCGUCGAAUGCGGUUCAAGCACAUGGACGUCAGCGAUCUCGAAGCGAAGCUGAAGGAAGCCGGCGACGCUCGUCACAGAGUCAUCGUCACGGACGGCGUCUUCUCGAUGGACGGAGACGUCGCCCCACUCAAAGAGAUUUCUGCACUUGCCGAGAAGUUCGUGGAUGUUUGUGAUCAGGAGCUGAUGCUAUUUCCCUUUCUCGCGGAGCUAUUUCAUUCAAAAUCAUUGAAGAUACGAUGCAAUUUUAUUCUUGGAUGAAUGCCACGCCACUGGUUUUUUUGGUAAGACUGGCCGAGGAACAGAAGAAGCCUUGGGUGAAUUAAACUUCUGUUUCAAAGCAUUAAAGUUUUUUGGAGGUCUUACAAAAAAAGUCGACAUUGUAAAUUCAACGCUUGGCAAGGCUUUGGGCGGCUCUAUGGGCGGUUACACAACAGGUAGAGCUGUAGAAGUUCUCUCUUGAAUCUGUUUUUUGAGGCCCGAAGCCAUUGAUAGACCUCCUCAGACAAAGAUCUCGACCCUACUUGUUCUCAAACUCUUUGGCACCGAGCAUUGUUGGCAGCAGCAUCAAAGUUGAACUUUUCGCUGAAACAAAUUUGGGUUGUUUUUAGGUGCUGGAUAUGCUCAUGAACGACUCUUCGUUUGUGGGAUCUCUUCAAGCAAACGUUUCUCAUUUUAGGUUAAUCCUAAUAUUUUGAAAGUUUUCAGCAGUUUUUUUAGGUCUGAAAUGGGGAAGCUGGGCUAUUCAGUUCUUGGGAACGAAACGCAUCCAAUAUGUCCCGUUUUGCUCGGAGAUGCACGGUAAGAAAUCGCGAUUCUUGAAAGCCUGUCGUGUUUUUUUUUUCAGACUAGCCUCAACCAUGGCUGACGAGAUGUUGCAGAUGGGCAUUUACGUCAUCGGAUUCAGUUAUCCAGUCGUUCCGAAGGGAAAGGCGCGAAUCAGAGUUCAGGUGAGCUUUUAGAAACGUCAUUAGAACCUUAUUCAUCUUUCAAUUAUGAAUAUUUUUCGGGCUUUCAGCUGUCAGCGGCACACACGAAGGAGCAGAUCGAUGAAGCGAUCAUGGCCUUUGGAAAAGUCGGAAAAAAACUCGGCGUUAUAUAA